AUGACCGGUCGCCAGGUUUCACACGGGCGCGGUGGUGCAGGGAACAUAUACUCCAGAGACAGCACGACCGACCCCAAGGACCUCGUCACACCUACCAUCAAGCAGGACAUCUUCACGACGGGCCGUGGGGGGUCAGGGAAUAUGAUGCACAAUGAUCCAGAGCACCCAGAGCUGGCACGAGAAAGCCAGGACGUGGAGGAGCCGCCGGUGCGCUCCGAAGAAAACGUCCAGUUUGCGGGACGAGGCGGCGUUGCCAAUGUGUUCAUCCCUGCGGUCGAAGAAGAGCUGCUGCAAAGAGUGCACACCAACGCAGGCCAGGCAGGGCUGGAACGGACAAAUUCGAAAGAGCGGCCCAAGGAGGUGCCUGGGAAGCUAGCAGGCAUGACCAACAAAACACAAAACACCCCGCAUCAAGAAGGUCGUUCUUUAUUGUGCAUGCAUAAGAAUGAGCAAAUAAAUGGAUGA
Rasamsonia emersonii CBS 393.64 is the source of this 465-nucleotide messenger RNA. RefSeq lists its product as uncharacterized. NCBI's taxonomy places the organism in Eukaryota, Fungi, Ascomycota, Eurotiomycetes, Eurotiales, Trichocomaceae. The record is from RefSeq and is a predicted model, not a curated record. The transcript is spliced from 5 exons. Bases 1 to 465 code for a protein of 154 amino acids.